Molecule: messenger RNA, 1232 nt
Organism: Columba livia (rock pigeon)
Lineage: Eukaryota; Metazoa; Chordata; Aves; Columbiformes; Columbidae
Gene: FOXH1
Product: forkhead box H1
Exons: 3
Coding region: 50-1012 (320 amino acids)
Biological process (GO): positive regulation of transcription by RNA polymerase II; transforming growth factor beta receptor signaling pathway
Cellular component (GO): activin responsive factor complex
Molecular function (GO): DNA-binding transcription activator activity, RNA polymerase II-specific; transcription cis-regulatory region binding
Source: RefSeq, a predicted model, not a curated record
CUCUCAGAUAAAACUCGCUCGGUGCCAGCCCCUCCCCCCCCCUCCGGCCAUGUCGCCGCCGCCGCCCCCGGGGUCGGUUCCGGCCUCGGGGUCGGUCCGGGCUUCCCGGGGGGGUUCCCGGGGCCGCCCCCAGCGGUACCGCCGGCACCCCAAGCCCCCCUACUCCUACCUGGCGCUCAUCGCCCUCGUCAUCCGCGCCGCCCCCGGCCGCCGCCUCAAGCUCGCCCAGAUCAUCCAGGCCAUCAGCCGCCUCUUCCCGUUCUUCGGGGGGGGCUACCAGGGCUGGAAGGACUCGAUCCGCCACAACCUCUCCUCCAACCCCUGCUUCGCCAAGGUGCUGAAGGACCCGGCCAAGCCCAAGGCCAAGGGCAACUACUGGACGGUGGACGUGAGCCGCAUCCCCCCCGAGGCGCUCAAGCUGCAGAACACGGCGGUGGCGCGGGGGGGGGCGGCCGCCUUCGCGCGGGACCUGGCCCCCUUCAUCCUGCGGGGACACCCCUACCCCCCCCGCGCCCCCCCGGAGCCCCCCGACCCCCCAUCUCCAUCCCCGUCAGGACCCCCCACCCACCGCCGCAGCUUCUCCAUUGAGUCCCUGCUCAGGGAUUUCCCGGAGGGGGGGGACCCCGCGAACAAGUCGCCAGCACCUGGGGACCCCCCCGCAGGUGGCGUGUGGGGGUCUGCGCCCCUCCUGCACCUCCCAACACCCCCUUGGGUCCCCCCCCCGCCAUCCCAAUCGGGGGGGUCUGCUACCCCCAGCGCUGACCCCCCCACAACCUGGGGGCAGCUCCCCACCUCCUACAGCACCACCGUGGCCCCCAACGCUGUGGCCCCCCCCAGUGGUCCCCCCUUUCUCGCCCUGCGCUGGGGGGUGAUGCCCCCCGGCCCCCCACCCCCCCCCGGGCCCGAUCCUGAGCUGGAGGGGGGGGCACAGGCCAUGCCCCCCAAUAAAAGCAUCUUCGACGUGUGGCUGAGCCACCCCGGGGACAUCGUGCACCCCGCGCUGCACCGCUGACCCCCCCAAAAUUGGGGGGACGAGGCGGGGGUUCUGGAACCACUGGGGUGGUGGUCUGGUUCUCAGCACCCACAAGUGACCCCCCCCGCACAUAUGGACCUACCCCGUGUGUCCCCCCCAGGUCAGAGCAACCUGUGUCCCCCCCCACAUACACACGGUGUCCUUGUCACCCCCCCUGUCACCCCCAGCACCCCCUGGUCCCCCCCACCACCCCGGGAUG